GACCUCUUCCAACCCAGUCCUCCAUGGCAUUGCCAUGAGCCAGAGUAUGUCGACCGAGAGGUUCCCGUGAAACGUAUGCCGGAACUGCCCGACGUCAGCAUCAUCAAUGAGUAUGUGGCGGCGUACUAUGAGUCCCCUAUACGCUUGUCAUUUCCAGUCAUCGAUCACAGUCUUUUCUCCAAUACUUUACAUCUUGGCUUGCAGAAUUCCUCCAACCUUUCUUCAGGACGCGCGAGUUCUAGAGCAUGUUUAUGUGCUUUCCUAUCAUUAUCUGCCUUCUGGGGUCUCCAUGAGAAGAACCCGGUGCCAAUCGACAGCCUAGCACUAGUGUCGAAAGCGGAAAAGUAUAUACCGCAGAUUCUGCAGGAAGAAACCUUGGACGGGCUUCAAGCUAUUCUGAUGUUGAUGAUUUUUCAUUGCUCAUCCGGAAACUUUCGGAAAGGGCUGUAUCUGGAUUCGCUCACUGCCCGAUUAAUCUUCAGGUUUGGUGCGCAUGUAAUGAGUCCUCCAACGCCUGGUGGAGCUACAUCACUCGACAAUGGCUGUUUGCCCCAAAUGGGCAGUCAUCUUCGGAAUCUAUUCUGGAUUGCUUAUUCCCUCGACAAAGAGUUGUCCAUUCGCACAGGUCAACCCGCUGCUAUCCAGGAUGAAGUCUGUGACCUCACAGUCCCGCAAGGGUACGGAGAUCAGCUCUCCAUACUGCUAUCAUCUGGCGAACAUGGGCUCGCGGGAUCUAAAGACUACCUGUAUCCGGUUGAUCUUCGAUUAAUUAAGAUCAAGUCUCGUGCCUACAGUGCAUUUUACGGUCCAGGGUGUCUGUGCAUGUCUGAUAUAGACCUUUUCAAGACCAUCCGUGGACUCGACAAUGACCUAGAAGAAUGGAGAUUAUCGAUACCGUCAAACUACCGACCCAAGCUUUCAACUUCUCAGAAAAUAACAACUGGCAACCACUUUUUUGGCAUGCAUGCUGUGCUACUACAGAUGGACUAUUAUAAUUGCGUUGCCAUCAUUCAUCAAGCUUGUGGCCGAUGUGUGGCAUGGGCAAGUAACCAGAGCAGUAUCGUGAGUGUCGGUUCAUCCUUUACCCUUGCGGUGGAAUCUAGUAGAUCGUCUCUUCUGUCGUUGAAAAAUCAUUUUUCGGUAUUGCCCCGCGGAACUUUCUGGCCCAUUGUUUUUUAUCCUUUGUCAGCUUGUUUGACGAUCUUCUGUAACAUCGUUCUUGAUCCAACGAGCCUCCACGCCGCUCAGGAUCUGGAACUACUCGAUUAUACUUCUACUUUAAUCACAGGGCUAUCUACUGCCCAAUUUCAGCUUCCCAAGUCUGUUCAUAUUUGUCGUCUCGAGAGUCUUGUCACAGAAUUGAGUGAACUAGCCAAAGUUGCGGUUACAGAAACACAAAAAGAUCAACCACUGUCCUAG
Messenger RNA from Penicillium riverlandense, 1419 nucleotides. Its product is annotated as fungal specific transcription factor domain-containing protein. Gene Ontology annotation, biological process: DNA-templated transcription. Gene Ontology annotation, molecular function: zinc ion binding; DNA binding. Lineage: Eukaryota; Fungi; Ascomycota; Eurotiomycetes; Eurotiales; Aspergillaceae. The annotation marks the transcript as partial. The record is from RefSeq and is a predicted model, not a curated record. The transcript is spliced from 3 exons.